Priceomyces carsonii is the source of this 1959-nucleotide messenger RNA. RefSeq names its product Snx4p (gene SNX4). Gene Ontology annotation, biological process: autophagy of mitochondrion; reticulophagy; protein transport. The record is from RefSeq and is a predicted model, not a curated record. Lineage: Eukaryota; Fungi; Ascomycota; Pichiomycetes; Serinales; Debaryomycetaceae. Gene Ontology annotation, molecular function: phosphatidylinositol binding. Gene Ontology annotation, cellular component: phagophore assembly site; early endosome. The coding region runs from base 1 to 1959 and encodes 652 amino acids. The transcript has a single exon.
AUGGGUUCAGAAGAUCAAUUCACUUCUAUUCAGUGGGAUAGAGAUGAUGUUAUUACAAAUGGAUCACCAAGCAAGCAAGAAACAAUAAUUGAGGAAGAAAACUCAGAGAAUGCAGAUGAUGAUGACAAGGAAACACACACACAGGAGACGUCAAAAGCACCGGAAGAACGUGAGGAAGACGACCAUCAGGAGUCGAGUUCACCGACUCAGCAGGUGCAAGAUACUUCUGAGUCAGCUUUGCUUGCGAGCGAAACUAAUGAUUCUGUUGACAAUGAGCUGCCAGACAGCCGAGUUCGCCAACAAGAUCAACAACACCUGGAAGCAAAGAAGCUUUUUGAGCAAUAUCAUAUACAAUGUGCUGUAUCGAGCCCUAUGAGGGAUUUGGAUAGUUCUUCUAAGCCAUAUAUCUCCUAUUUGAUAACCACUACUACUAACAAUCCAUCUAUUAAAAAAUUGGCUUCAAGUGGUGAUAGCAAUGUAAACCCACCAGAAAGUACGAAUAGUGAUGAAAUCACCGUUAAAGUCAGAAGACGUUACGAUGACUUUAGAUGUUUACAUGAGUGUUUGAUUAAUGACUAUCCGGAGUAUUUGGUUCCUCCGUUACCCUCGAAGCUGAACUUCAAAUAUUUGACCGGCGAUACAUUCAGCAUGGAAUUUGUUCACAAACGAUUGAAUUCUCUUAAUAGAUUCAUAAGGUAUUUUGUACAACAUAAGAUACUUUCACAGUCAUCUGUUUUUCAUUUGUUUUUAAGCGAUUCUGCUGAUUGGACAACAUUCAUCAAGAACCUAAAGAUUAAUAAAAUCGACACAGAAGAACCAAGUGGUUUUGUCAACAAGGUCGUAAAUGAAGACCUCACGGAAACGCUUAUGAACUUUUUAACUCCUUCAAAACAUAAGAAAGAAACAAAUAAGGAUAUUCUUGAGAUAAGUGAUCGGUUGAAGAAGUUAUACGAAAAUUUGAUAAAGUUGGAUAAGAUAUUCUCAAGGUUAAAUAAAAGAAAUAAUGAUUUAAGCUCUGACUAUGAACAAUUCCUGAAGCAGAUUGCAAAAUUGGCGGUGCUUCAGGACCAUGCGUCUCCCGAAAGUCAAUUAGCAUUAAAUACCGCUGAAAGUAAUGGAUCACCCAAGCAUGAUAUGGAUAACGAGGAUAACGAUCAAACUAAUACAAGCUCUUCGAGCAAGCAGCAUGAAAAUGGUAAUGAUAAAGAUACUUCAAAUGAACAUCUACAUGAGAAUGAAUACAAUAAUGAGCCUAACGAAUCAAAUGGGUUUGACUUUGAUACAUCCCAUAUUGGGUCAUCUCAUAAUCCAAGAGAUUCGGAAACUGCUAUGAUGGCAACGAACUUUAAAAUAUUUGCUGACUCUUUGUCCUACUUCCUGAAAAAUUGGUCCAACUUACACAAGUACAUUGAUGAGUCUUUCUUAGUUUCCUUAAAGGAUUGUUCUAGAUAUAUCAUUGGAUUAACUCAUUUGAUCGAAUUUCAACAUAAUAAGAAAAUUGAUCUACAGGUAUUACAUGAGUACCUAUCCAAGACUAGAAGUGAGUUGUCGGCGUUAAAUGGAACUGGUUCAGCCAGGCAUGCCCCACCUACGCCUGUUGUGAACAGCCAUUCUGGUGGACUUGUUAAUAAUACAACUCAAUUGAUUAGGGAUACAAUUUCAACGUCUGCUACGACUCACAUCGCUUCAUCAUCAACAGAAAAUAAAGCAGCUAAAUUAGAGGCUAGAAUAAAUCAACUAGAAAAUGAAAUUGAUUUGCAAACUAAACUUGUAGCGGAUUUGACAAGCAAAGUCAUUAAUGAAGAAUAUCCUGCUUGGGACCGCUUCAACAAGAAUGAGCUUAAAAGCUCAAUGUUGGGUCUUUGUGACGAACAAAUCAAACUUUACAGUGGCUUAAUUGAAAAUUGGUCUUCAGCAGAGGACAAGUUAACAAAGAGAUUAAGCGAAUUGAGCACCUAA